Molecule: messenger RNA, 729 nt
Organism: Rotaria sordida
Lineage: Eukaryota; Metazoa; Rotifera; Eurotatoria; Philodinida; Philodinidae
Source: the annotation of a GenBank genome assembly
AUGAGUGGCCCUGGUCCGUGCUGUGUCGAUCCUGGUGCUAAACAAAGUCACACUGUUCAAGGUACUGAAGAAACAACAGGAGGACUUAAAACCUACAAAACAGGUGAAGGAAAAUCAGCCAUUGUUAUUUUUACUGAUAUCUUUGGCUUUUCGUUCAUUAAUACACGAAAAAUAGCGGAUACUUUUGCUCAAUCGACGGGAACAACAGUUCUCGUUCCUGAUCUCUUUGAAGGAGAUUCCUUGGAUCCAAAUGCAUCAAGAUCCGAGUUACUGGAAAAAUUACCAACUUGGCUACCUAAACAUCCUGUUGAUAAAGCAUGUUUAGCUAUUGAUAAAUACAUAUCGACUAUUAAAGGUCAUUAUGAUUCUAUUCAAGUCAUCGGUUAUUGUUACGGUGCAAAACUAGUGGUACAUUUGAUUAUUCAUCCUGAAUUAUCCUCUGCGGUGAAAGCAGGUGCCGUUGCUCAUCCAACAUUUUUGGUCAAUGAAGAGGCUGAACAAAUAAAGAGGCCAAUUCUUUUUCAAUGUGCAGAAGUUGAUGAAAGAUUUCCACCGGAUAUGCGACAACAUUUCGAAAAAACUUUAUCUCCAACAGGUUUGGCAACAUUUAUUGAUUAUCCUGGAACUAUUCAUGGAUUUGUCAUUCGACCGGGUGAUUCUCCAGAAACCAUUCAACAAAGAGACAAGGCUGUUCAAGAUGCUAUACAAUUUUUCAAAAAGAACCUUUAA